Messenger RNA from Musca vetustissima, 1008 nucleotides. It is a transcript of the gene Had1, whose product is annotated as lambda-crystallin homolog. Bases 47 to 1000 code for a protein of 317 amino acids. The record is from RefSeq and is a predicted model, not a curated record. Lineage: Eukaryota; Metazoa; Arthropoda; Insecta; Diptera; Muscidae. The transcript has 4 exons. Gene Ontology annotation, biological process: fatty acid metabolic process. Gene Ontology annotation, molecular function: NAD+ binding; oxidoreductase activity, acting on the CH-OH group of donors, NAD or NADP as acceptor.
AUAAAUAAAAAUAAGUCCGCCAGCACAAAAAAGACGCAAAACCACAAUGGCCCCAACCGGUAAACGAGAAAAGAUUGGAAUUGUCGGCAGUGGCCUGAUUGGACGCUCCUGGUCUAUGUUAUUCGCCUCUGUAGGCUAUCAGGUAAUGCUGUUUGACAUUCAACCCGAACAGGUGGCCAAUGCAUUGAAAGAAACCCAAAAAGAAUUGAACUCCUUGGAAGCCAAGGGUCUAUUGCGUGGCAAACUAAAGGCCAGUGAACAAUUUGCCUGCAUUUCGGGCACCAACGACCUAAAGGAGUUGGUCAAAGGGGCGAUUUUCAUCCAGGAAUGUAUACCCGAACGUUUGGAUAUGAAACAAAAUCUAUAUAAACAGUUGGAUUCUGUCGUCGAAGACCAUACGAUUUUAUCCAGUUCAACUUCGACAUUUUUGCCAUCGUUGUUCAGUAAAGAUUUGAAACAUCAAUCAAAUGUGGUGGUAUCACAUCCUGUAAAUCCACCCUAUUAUGUACCGCUGGUGGAAAUUGUACCAGCCCCUUGGACCAAACCUGAAGUGGUAACGAAAACUAGAUCACUGAUGGAAGAGAUUGGCCAGAAACCUGUCACAUUGUCUCGUGAAAUUGAAGGUUUUGCAUUGAAUCGCAUUCAAUAUGCCAUUCUGAAUGAAUGUUGGCGUUUAGUGGAGGCCGGGAUUUUAAAUGUUCGUGAUGUCGACAGCGUUAUGUCCGAUGGUUUGGGUAUGCGUUAUGCCUUUUUGGGACCACUUGAAACGGCCCAUCUUAAUGCUGAGGGUAUGCGUAACUAUUAUGAACGUUAUACCAAUACCAUAUAUGCUGUAAGUCAGACCAUGGGACCAACACCGAAGAUGGAGGGACCAACAGCCGAAACCGUUGCCGACCAAUUGGAGGAUAUGGUGCCAUUGGAUAAAUUGGUGGAACGCCGUCAAUAUCGUGAUAAUUGUUUAACACAAUUGAGUAUUUUAAAAAAUAAAUUGAAUAAGUGAUUUUUCUA